AUGUCCAUGGAGGAGGUGAAUGAGCAGACACUUAACACCCAAAACAAAAACAGCAGCUAAUUUGUGGAGUGGAUUCCCAACAAUGUGAAAACAGCUGUCUGUCACAUCCUACCCCAGGGGCUAAAAAUGCUGGCCACCUUCACUGGCAAGAGCGCCCUCCAUCCUGGAGCUGUUCAAGCCGUCUGGGAGCAGUUCAGGGCCAUAUUCAGGUGCAAGGCCUUCCUGCACUAGAUGGAAUUCACUGAGGCCGAGAGCGAGGUGAACUACCUGGCGUCCGAGUACCAGCAGUACCAGGACCCCGUGGCUGAGGAUGAGGCUGAGUUUGAGGAGGUGGCUUGGAGCUGUCAGCUACCUGGAAAGCACGGAAGUUAUGUGAACUCUUCACUCACAGCCUGUUCUCUGAUAGCCAUGUCACCCUGCCUGGGCACUUGCCCUUCUUUCUGUCUUAACAUCACAUGCUGUACAGAAGCCACCAGUAAAGCAUUUUCAUAG
Delphinapterus leucas (beluga whale) is the source of this 492-nucleotide messenger RNA. The record is from RefSeq and is a predicted model, not a curated record. NCBI's taxonomy places the organism in Eukaryota, Metazoa, Chordata, Mammalia, Artiodactyla, Monodontidae.